Messenger RNA from Glossina fuscipes, 958 nucleotides. It is a transcript of the gene RpS6, whose product is annotated as 40S ribosomal protein S6. Gene Ontology annotation, biological process: translation. Gene Ontology annotation, molecular function: structural constituent of ribosome. The transcript is spliced from 3 exons. NCBI's taxonomy places the organism in Eukaryota, Metazoa, Arthropoda, Insecta, Diptera, Glossinidae. The coding region runs from base 105 to 851 and encodes 248 amino acids. The record is from RefSeq and is a predicted model, not a curated record. Gene Ontology annotation, cellular component: ribosome.
AGAAACAUUUGGCAGUCCUGUUAAGCAAACGUCAACGCUUGCGUUUGUCGUGUUGAUUACUCUCUUUCCGAGUUUGGUGUUUCUAUAAAUCAGACUAAAUAAAAAUGAAGCUUAAUGUUUCCUAUCCCGCUACGGGGUGCCAGAAAUUAUUUGAAGUUAAUGAUGAACAUAAGUUACGCGUAUUCUAUGAGAAACAUAUGGGACAGGUUGUUGAGGCCGAUAUUCUUGGUGAUGAAUGGAAAGGUUAUAUGCUGCGCAUCUCUGGUGGUAAUGAUAAACAAGGCUUUCCAAUGAAACAGGGUGUUUUGACCCAUGACAGAGUUCGUUUAUUGCUAAAGAAAGGGCAUUCCUGUUACCGCCCGCGUCGUACUGGCGAACGUAAACGUAAGUCGGUGCGUGGCUGCAUUGUGGAUGCAAACAUGUCUGUCUUGGCUUUAGUAAUUGUUAAGAAAGGUGAAAAAGAUAUACCUGGCUUAACAGAUACCUCUGUACCGCGUCGCUUGGGCCCUAAGCGAGCAAGCAAAAUACGUAAACUAUACAAUUUGUCUAAAGUAGAUGAUGUCAGACCUUACGUUAUACGACGUCCUCUUCCCGCAAAGGACAAUAAGAAAGCGAUUUCGAAAGCACCCAAAAUUCAACGACUUAUCACCCCAGUUGUUUUGCAGAGAAAACGUAGACGUAUUGCUUUAAAGAAAAAACGUCAAGCUGCUUCCAAGGAGGCCGCAGCUGAUUACGCCAAACUUUUGGCUCAACGUAAGAAGGAAUCAAAAGCCAAACGUGAAGAAGCUAAGAGGCGCCGUUCAGCUUCUAUGCGUGAAUCAAAGAGUUCUAUUUCAAGCGAUAAGAAGUGAAUAAAUCGUAGCGAUUUUUAAUUAUAAUUAAUUUCGUACUUUUCGUGGAUUUAAGAAAAUGGUUCUUGAAUCCACCAAAGAGUAGUAAGAAUAAAAUCUAAAAAAAA